Messenger RNA from Pelobates fuscus (common spadefoot toad), 933 nucleotides. RefSeq names its product glutathione S-transferase 3-like. Gene Ontology annotation, biological process: glutathione metabolic process. NCBI's taxonomy places the organism in Eukaryota, Metazoa, Chordata, Amphibia, Anura, Pelobatidae. The transcript has 7 exons. The coding region runs from base 99 to 770 and encodes 223 amino acids. The record is from RefSeq and is a predicted model, not a curated record. Gene Ontology annotation, molecular function: glutathione transferase activity.
CUGCUGGCAGCACCGUGUACUCAGUAUAUAUACUGGCAGUCCAUCUUAUCUCUCAAGACGAUACUGAAGAACUACAGUCCCUGCUCAAAAUCCUAAAUAUGGCUGGAAAACCAAAGUUAUAUUAUUUCAAUGGAAGAGGGAAAAUGGAAUCCAUACGCUGGCUCCUGGCUACAGUUGGUGUUGAGUUUGAAGAAGUGUUUUUAGAAAAGAGGGAACAGUAUGAAGCUCUGCUUAAAGAGAGAGCUUUGCUUUUCCAGCAAGUGCCAAUGGUGGAAAUUGAUGGCAUGAAGUUGGUACAAUCUAAAGCCAUUCUGCAGUAUAUUGCUAGGAAGCAUAACCUUUAUGGGAAGGAUCUAAAGGAGAGAGUAUUAAUUGAUAUGUAUGUAGAAGGGACCACUGAUCUCAUGGAGUUGAUGAUGUCUCAUCCAUUCCUACUACCAGAGGACAAAGAGAAGAACAUUGAGCUCAUUAUAGAGAAGGCAAAGAAAAGAUACUUCCCAGUCUAUGAAAAGGUGUUACAAGAUCACAGAGAAAACUUUCUAGUUGGCAAGAAGUUGAGCUCUGCAGAUGUACAAUUGUUGGAGGCAAUCUUAAUGGUGGAAGAAAAAUCUGCUGAUAUCCUCUCUGAGUUCCCUUCGCUCCAGGCCUUUAAAGAGAGAAUAAGUGAAAUCCCAACUAUCAAGGCCUUCCUGCAGCCUGGGAGUAAGCGGAAACACCAACCCGAUGAUACAUACGUGACAACCGUGAGGGAGGUCCUCCGCAUGUACUAAGGUCGCAUUCAGUUUGUGCAAAUUCAUAUCCAACAGCGGCAUAUUUGAUGGAAGAAGUAGAGCACAAAAUGAUUUCCAUUAUUUUAAAACCGUUCUUCAUACUUUUACUAGUUUGUAAAAUGGUUAUGCUUUGAACAAACAUUAAAUGUUGUAUACGAUCAAA